AUGUUUGGUGAGCAAAUUAGAUCGAAAAUGGGUCUUAAAAACCAGCAACAACCUAAGACUACCGAAUCCGGGGCUGAUCCAAAGUGGAACGGAACAAAGACACAAAUUCUUACUGAAAAUCAACUGACAUCAAAAGCUCGAGAAGAAGCUGUAAACUUUCGAUUUAAUACUGCGGCUGUCAAUGCACCACAGCAAAACGAUAAAAUGAGAAGGAGUCACUGGGGCUUUCAGCAUUAUAGUCUGACAAAUGAGCAAGUUGAUUUCACCGCGAGCAGAUCGUUCGGCUCUUCAGCAUCAACAGUAACGACGGCAUCGUCGAAUUCGGCUAGAUUGACAGCUGCGCUCACAAUUGCGGAAGCAACAUCCGAAAUUGAGAUGCCGGAUGGAUGCAAAACCCGUUCAUUGACAGUACCCUUGGUUGAUGAAAAAUCGAAAGAGCAACAAAAAAGAAUUGUGAGCAUGUUCGACAGCCGGGUAUUGCCAUUGAUUAAGAACACUGUGAAGCAGCUCAUGGGAAAUGCCGAAAAAAUGGAGAGAUAUCAUUUGACGAGACGCUUGUACAAAUAUUUUGCUGUCAGAGAAAAUAUUCGAACGCGUUGUUUUCCAGUUCCACUAGAGGAUUUUGAGAAAAUCAAUAAGAUGUUGGUGGACAUUUUGACGUCGAUUAAUAGAAAAGUGGUGCGAGAUAAAAUUGAUCCAUUAACCGCUAUCGACAUGAUCUUAAAAAGGAAGCCGUCUGCAGCAAUUGCGUAUCCAUAG
Caenorhabditis bovis is the source of this 759-nucleotide messenger RNA. Lineage: Eukaryota; Metazoa; Nematoda; Chromadorea; Rhabditida; Rhabditidae. The record is from the annotation of a GenBank genome assembly.